This is a messenger RNA of Colletes gigas, 2880 nucleotides long. It is a transcript of the gene Abi, whose product is annotated as abl interactor 2. The coding region runs from base 334 to 1764 and encodes 476 amino acids. Gene Ontology annotation, molecular function: SH3 domain binding. The transcript has 5 exons. The record is from RefSeq and is a predicted model, not a curated record. NCBI's taxonomy places the organism in Eukaryota, Metazoa, Arthropoda, Insecta, Hymenoptera, Colletidae.
ACGAGCUGUUGUCGCGAAUUAGUUUUCUGUCUUUUUCGCGUGGCCGUUUUUUCUUGUAUUUGCGUCGUACUAACAUGUCUUUGUCUGUUCUUUGGACGGGUGUACAGCUGUCGUUGUCGUGCUUCGAGUUUAAUGGAGUUUCGGAACGUUUAUGUCGUGAUAGCGUGGAAAUUCCAAUGAAUACCGUCCAGUAGUGAUAUCCGCGCAUAUUUUGCACAUUCAUGUUGUGCAUCGUGUCGCGUUUACGUAAACCGUGCUUGUUUGCUUUCCGUCAAAUACCGAGAGCCUUGGUAAUUAUGAAUAAAUGAAGGUGUAGUAGCUGGUAGUUACGAUAUGGCUGAGUACCGAUCUGGUUCUUAUUGUGUAUCAUCGGGAGUAGGCAGUGAUUCAGAAGUCAUGGCAGAGCUAGCUGCAUUUCUUGGUCAGGAAAUCCCUGAAGGGAGAAGCAAUCUUGCAGACAAUCAUAUAAAUCUUGAGCGGGUAGCUGAUUAUUGCGAGGCAAAUUACUUUCAAGCAGAAAAUAAAAGAAUAGCCUUGGAAGAGACAAAGAACUUUACAACACAGUCAUUGGCCAGCGUUGCCUACCAAAUAAAUACUCUUGCCUAUAAUUUUUUACAAUUGCUGGAUUUGCAAACAUCCCAGUUGGCAGAAAUGGAAAGCCAAAUGAACCAUAUUGCCCAAACAGUGAUGAUACACAAAGAGAAAGUAGCUAGAAGAGAAAUAGGAGUUUUAACCUCCAAUAAGAUUACAGUACGCCAGUAUAAAAUUAUUGCACCAGCAAAUCCUGAAAAACCGAUUAAGUAUGUGAGAAAAAGUAUAGAUUACACAGUUUUGGAUGAUAUUGGACAUGGAGUACGCAGCAGUGGUACUCCUAGGAGUAAACAACGUGGUGGUAGUCAGGGUAGUGUUCAAAGUUUAGGUGCAGCCUCCACUGGUUCUGGAUUAGGUGCUGCUAUGGUAGGACCUGCUCCUACAACCAAACCACCUACUCCUCCCCAAACAGUGAGAACAGGAACAUUGAGCAAAGGAUCACGAGAAUACAGGACACCACCUGCAGUUGCUCCGCCUCAAGUUCCUAGUCAUUAUGCCCCCAAUUAUCCAUUGGGUCAUCCUAGAAGAGAACGCGGACCCGGUUAUAGUACCUUACCCUUACACGCUCACACCACGUCUCAUGCAACUCUAAAUACGAAUCAUAGCGCUCACCCAAACACUAUAACUCAACAUACCUCACCGCCCCAAGUAGGAACAGUUCACCCGCUUCAAAGUCAUCCUCAAACACCGCCGCCUGCACCACCUAGCGUGACUGCAGGGUAUAUUUUGGAACAACACAACAGCAUGCCUCCACCACCAUCGCCUCUGGUUGGUAUAACUGGUGAUAUGGCGGAGUAUGGUGGUCAUCACACUCUACCACACAGAUUGUCGCAUCAAGUCAGUCGAAGUAGUGGCGCGAGUAGCCCGCCAUUGCCACCACCGCCCCCACCCGAACAGGAAGAGCAUCCGCAAUUCGGUAGGCCCAUGCAGUCCAGCGGGGCUAUCAUGCCCAUCGUGCCGGACGAGGAGGAUUUGCCCGGUUGGGUACCAAAGAACUACAUCGAGAAAGUGGUUGCAAUUUACGAUUAUUACGCUGACAAGGAAGAUGAAUUGAGCUUCCAGGAAAGUUCUGUAAUUUAUGUAUUGAAAAAGAAUGAUGAUGGGUGGUGGGAGGGGGUCAUGGACGGUAUAACGGGUUUGUUCCCCGGAAAUUAUGUAGAGCCCUGCGUUUAAUAUGUCUUCACGACACUGCAUUUAAAUGUAUCAAAAUUGUGAAUGAUCUUUGUUCACAGAAAGACUGCAAAAUUAAGGGACGCAACCGAAUCCCUGGUUUUAAUAUCUUAUUUAGUAUAUUGAUAAGCGUAACGUUAAGGUCAAUAUCGACCGGGUUGGUCGUUACAACGGUGCGGAACGAUGCUAUAUAUAGCACGGCGUACGUUACAAUAAAAAAUUGUAAUUACAGACACUUCCUACAAAAAAAAAUCUCAAACAUCACGUGAGUUUUCUAAAAAUCAAACUAACCAAUCUUCGUAUCGAUAUGAGAAUGUGUAUUUUUUGGUAAAUAGUAUUCCCCUUUGACGAGCGUUAUUUUACCUCGAUCCGCAACGGAUCGUAUUUAUAUACGUAUAUACAGAUAAGGUGUAAUUAUUACCCCACUAUGCAAUACGUUAGUGGUUAACUGUAUUUAUGUAUCUUAGAUGUAAUCGAGGUGACGUUAGCGAUAGGCUAACGUGUAAUCAAAAUACCAAACGUCCUGUUUAACGAGAAUUCUAGCGCCUUGCAUCGAAUGCAAAUUUUGUAAUAUAAGUUGCUUUCAGGAAUCGAACGUAUCCUGCUAAGGGGCGCGCAGCGUAAAAAAAUUUAUUUUAUAGUGUAUAUUUACUUCAGUAUUUUAUUUAUCGUAAAAAUAAAAUAGAAAGAUAAUCCUCACGUUGCAAAGAUCGUCCCGCAAUCCUGCUCGUUUACGCCAGUUCACAGUGUACCCGCAGCACAGUCAAUUAAUAUAUGUAUCGUUUAGGACUCCAUUAUUUCAUUUUACCAGACAUUGCGAGCCGCGCCAAGGUGAGAAAGCCCGCAUAAUAUUCGCACAUUGUAUGGCGCUAAUUAUGUCAUUAGCGAAUUAUUAAAACAGAUAUAAGUACCAUGUAAUUGGCCAGUUAACGUACCAUUCGUGUCCUCUCUGGUUUCCCUCCUGGUGUACUUUGCAUUUUCCUUUCCAUGCUCCGAGAUGCUUGCAUAGACAAUAAGAGACCUCGUUCCCACGAGGACUAUGAAUUUCGAAAUUGCCUCUGACGUAGAAUUCACGAGUGAAAAGAUAUUGAAUGGUAGUACAGAAUUUUUUAGAUGUGG